Messenger RNA from Physcomitrium patens, 958 nucleotides. Its product is annotated as membrane protein PM19L. The record is from RefSeq and is a predicted model, not a curated record. Lineage: Eukaryota; Viridiplantae; Streptophyta; Bryopsida; Funariales; Funariaceae.
CUCAGAACGAUCAUGACAGACAUCAGUGUUCUAAUUCGGAUUUGUAUAUUCCAUAGCGAACUUGUUGAGGUUCGGCCCACCAGCUUCUUCAAGGAGUUCGACUGUUGACUCUAGGUUUUCGCAAAGAUGCCGAGCGCUGGUUUGGGAAGGGGGUUGGCAACGCCUCUGCUGGUCAUUAACUUCUGCCUGUACCUGAUCGCGGCCUGCUUAGCAGGAUGGGCGUUGAACAGGAACUUUGAUGCAGGGAUUGGCCAAGGUGAAGGCGCUGUAGGCAACAAUGUGACACAGGGCUUUUUCUUGCCGGUUACACUGAUUGCCUGCAUGGUGGGACUCGCAUCAUGCUUGGCUGGAAUCCACCACAUGCGUCUGUUCAGGAGUGAAUCUUUGGCCGCAGCUGCUGCUACCUCGUUGAUCGCAUGGCUCCUAGUUUUGCUCGCAAUGGGAUUAGCAUGCAAGCAGAUUCAUACUGGUGGCAACCGUCCCAACAGACUGAAAGUUGUGGAGGCCUUUAUCAUCAUCUUGGCUUUGUUCGAGCUGUUGUACCUGCUCUCUCUCCAUUUGGGAUUCGGAAGGGCUGGCCACAACCACGGAACUGGAGCUGGAACCGGAGCUGGAAUCGGAAUGGCUGGCCAUGCUCAUAACCACCACACCGAUUACGGCCACCACACCGACAUGAAGAUCCCUGUUGGCCAUGUGCAAAACCCAGCUCACCCUGGCUACUGAGCACCACUUCAUCUUUCCUGUUUGUUUGCAGUUGUUUCAGAUUCUUCUAUGUAUUCCUAUGUAGUUCUGGGUGACGGCUUUUAUGAGGACAGUCUUUGCUCCACUGAACUGUAAGAUAUCUUUGUAGAUAAAAAGAAAAUCUUCUAGCUCAGAUUGUUUUUGUUCUCGUGGACAAAUCUGAACUUUACCAAUACAUCAACUUGGGCUCUUCGAAUGUGCAUUGUUUCAUUGUUUU